AUGGAAGCACUCUUAUCUAAGUUUGCUAAUCCACCAUCAAAACUCGUCAAACAAUUUCUUGAACUAUGUACCAUAUCUAAUGGAUUCUUAGAUAUAAAUAUAGUUACAAAAUAUAUCGUAGAUUCUCUUUCAAAGAUAGGAAUCGAAGCAAAGAUUGACGAAAAUCAAAAUAUUACUGCAGAAAUUGCCAAAAAUCUCGAUUUUAAACGUACAAUUGCACUUCAUACUCAUCUAGAUGCCACACGAAUUGGAGAAUUAACUGAAAUCCAAGUAGAACAAAACGAUUCAGACUACAUUAUUAAAUCAGAGAAAUCUAACUUUGCCGCUUCUACAUUUUUUGCUAUUACUACAAUGUUAAACGUUGCAAAUGAAAGUUCCAAUUUCAAACACGGCCCAAUUCUUUUAAUUUUUACAGUUAAUGAUGAGCUUUCAUUGAAAGGAGCAUCGUUAAUUCCAAAAUGGCCUGCACUUUCAUUCAACGCCUUAAUUAAUUUAAAUUCAUUUAAUGGAGACGAAAUUGUUGUAGGAGGACCAAUAGGCAAGAACUUCAAUAUCUCAGUAAAAGCAGAUUUCCACGAUCCAGAAGAGAACCAAUGCGUUGUUUCUGCUGUUUGUAGUGGAUUAAACGGUGGAUGCGUUUCUGACGUAAAUGCUAACGCCGUACAGUGGGCAUCCUCUGUUUUAUUCCAACUCUCGCACUCGCAGAUACCUUUCAGACUGAUAUCUCUUGAAUCUGGAGAUUAUCAAUACACUGUUUCGACAAAUUACGACUUAAAGAUACUUGUUCCUAAAGAAAAAGGCGAAGAAGCAGUAAAUAUAAUACAUGCAGCUCAUAUGGCCUCUGUAAUGGAGUAUGUUCGCUCUGAUUCUUCGAAUUUCAACACAAUAAUUACAGAAAUCCAGCCACAAAAGGCACUUUCAGUUGAAUAUACAUUAGCUAUAACUAAUUUCCUAUCUUUGUUACCCUCAGGAGUUAUAACAAACUCCCUUCCUUACCAAGGAUUUGAAACAGCAUCUAAUAUCGGAAAAGUGACAAUAAAUUCUGAGAAAAUUGAGAUUCUUUUACAAGGAUUAGCCAUGGCAUCAGGCGGUAUGGACAGAGUGACUAAGAUCAUCAAGGCCGCUGCAAGGACAUCGAAGCUAAACAUCACUGUCGAAGAGAAAGAUAAUUGGCCGCAAUGGGGACCAAGAAGAAGAGGAUUUUUAGUUUCUAUACUGAUGUCUACAGGAAAAGAGCAUUUCGGAAAGGAUCUUAAGUUGGGAUUGAUGCCAUACGCUAUUGCUCCAUCAGUAUUAUAUGAUAAUGGAUACGACGAAGCUUCUUACGCCGCAAUUGGACCAAAGAUCUCAAAUUUCAGAGCUGUUGGAGAGUCAAUUUCAACAGAUCAGAUCGAGAAAUGGGCAGAAUACGUCAUCUCUGCUAUCAAAAAUCUCGCUUGA
Molecule: messenger RNA, 1440 nt
Organism: Trichomonas vaginalis G3
Lineage: Eukaryota; Parabasalia; Trichomonadida; Trichomonadidae
Product: cytosolix non-specific dipeptidase family
Exons: 1
Coding region: 1-1440 (479 amino acids)
Biological process (GO): proteolysis
Cellular component (GO): cytosol
Molecular function (GO): metallodipeptidase activity
Source: RefSeq, a predicted model, not a curated record